ACCACCAAUCAUAUCAUAUUAAAAGAAUUAAAGAAAAAUAAAGAAAGAAGCAUUGACUUGACCUUGGGAAUGGGAAGUCACCUAAAAUCUAUUGCAAAAGAGAUCACAACGUUGGGUCCUUUUAGUUUUGAGAGAACUAAAACCAGAGAAAGUGUCAAAGUUAAGGAAAUUUGUUGACAUCACAUGGCAAGCUCUUUCUCUUCCUCUUCCUCCUCUUCCAAAAUCAAAGGAGAUGCUGUGACACCUCAAGACCAAGUGUUCAUUAACUUCCGUGGAGUCGAACUACGCUACAACUUCGUCAACCAUCUCGAAAAAUGCUUAAAAAGAAACGCUAUCAAUGCCUUCAUAGAUACUGAUGAAGAGAUGGGCCAAGAGUUGAAUGUUCUGCUCAAAAGAAUCGAAGGGUCGAGGAUCGCGCUAGCCAUAUUCUCCCCAAAGUACACCGAGUCGAACUGGUGCUUGAAAGAGCUUGCCAAGAUGAAAGAAAGAAUGGAUCAAAGUAAGCUCGUGGUGAUACCAAUCUUCUACAAGGUGGAGCCUGCAACUGUUAAAGAAUUGAAGGGAGAGUUCGGUGAUAAGUUUAGGGAGCUGGUCAAGUCUAUUGACAAGAAGACAAAGAACAUAUGGAAGGAAGCUUUAAAAUCUGUUCCUCUCUUGAUGGGCUUCGUGUUGGACGAGAAAAGCUAUGAGGGCGAAAUCAUCACAAAAGUCGUCGAGGAGGUUAAGCAAGUACUAAACAGGCUUUCACAGACUUCUCUCAAUCCCUCAGAAUGUCUUGAAAAAUCACCACAUAAACACCCAAAAAGCCAAGAAAGCUCUUGGGGAAUCGAACACCGACUUAAGCAACUAGAAGAAAAGUUAAGCCUUGGGUUUGAAGAAACAACUCGUAUCAUUGGUGUUGUUGGUAUGCCUGGCAUAGGUAAAACAACUCUAGCUAGGAAGCUAUACGAGAAGUUGAAGAACGAGUUCUUGAACCACGUGUUGAUCCCAGAUAUUCAUGAAAUUUCAAAGGAACAUGGUUUGGAUUCCUUGCCCACGAUGCUCUUGGAAGAUUUGCUGAAUGUCAAGGAUCCCAACGUUGAGACGUUACAAGAUGCACACCAGCCUUUCAAAGAUCAACUGCUCAAAACCAAAGUUCUUCUUGUUUUCGACAAUGUUAGUAGCAAGAAACAACUUGAUGCUCUUCUAGGCAAACGAGACUGGAUUAAGCAGGGAAGCAAGAUUGUUAUUGCAACAAGCGAUAAGUCGUUGAUACAAAGUUUGGUUGAUUAUACUUACGAGGUCCCUAGAUUAACCGACAGAGACGCCUUGCAACACUUCAUCCACUAUGCAUUUGAUAAUGAUCAAGAAGGAGAUCAUGCACUAAAUUUCUCAAAACUCUCUAAAGAUUUCGUGCGUUACACGAAAGGAAACCCACUAGCUCUGAAGAUACUGGGCGCAGAGCUUCUAGGGCAAUACGAGAGUCACUGGGAGUUAACACUAGCUGCAUUGGCUCAACAACAUAAAAGUCCACCGGGACAAAGCACAACUAAGAUGCUUCACAAUGUUUGGAGAGGGAGCUAUGAUGGAUUGAGUCAACAACAGAAAGAUACACUACUUGAUAUAGCGUGUUUUAAGUCGCUAGAUGAGAGUUACAUAACGAGUUUAUUGGAUUCCGAUGGCCUUAAGAAUGAAGUAGAAGACCUAGUGAACAAGUUCAUGAUUAAUAUAUAUGCUGGCAAAAUAGAGAUGCAUGAUUCAUUGUAUAUGCUCUCCAAGGAACUUGGUCAAGAAGCUACUGCUACAGAUGGAAAGGGACGUCAUAGGUUGUGGCACCAUCACCCAAUAACUAAUGUGUUGGAGAAAAAUAAGGGAGCUUCUAAUGUCAGAGCUAUUUUCCUUGACUUGUCUGAUAUAACAAGAAAAAUGAGCUUCCACAGCCAUGCUUUUGCCAAGAUGAGUUAUCUACGAUAUCUCAAAAUCUACAGCUCUCAGUGUCCUCAAGAAUGUGAUCGUGACAUUAAAUUAAACUUUCCUGAAGGACUCCAGCUACCACUGAAAGAGGUGAGAUGUCUCCACUGGUUGAAGUUCCCAUUGAAAGAAGUUCCUCAAGAUUUCAACCCGGAGAACUUGGUUGACCUUAAGCUUCCUUACAGCAACAUUGAACGUGUUUGGGAGGACAACAAGGAAGCAUCAAAACUAAAAUGGGUCAACUUGAACCACUCAAGGAAGUUGAUCACUUUGUCAGGGUUAGGAAAGGCUCAAAAUCUUCAAGAACUAAAUCUUGAAGGCUGCACUGCAUUGAAAACGUUGCAUGUGGAUAUGGAAAACAUGAGGUGUCUUGUUUUCUUGAACCUGAGAGGAUGCACAAGUCUUGAGUCUCUUCCACGGAUUCAACUAAUCUCUUUGAAAACUCUCAUCCUCAGCGACUGUUCAAGUUUCAAAACCUUUCAGGUUAUUUCAGAUAACCUAGAAGCUCUAUACUUGGAUGGCACGGCAAUAAAAGAACUUCCUUGUGACAUACGUAACCUCCAGAGACUUAUCUUAUUGAACAUGAAAGGUUGCAAGAAGCUGAAAAGGCUCCCUGAGAGUAUUGGUGAGCUGAAAUCUCUUGAAGAACUUCUACUCUCUGGUUGUUCAAAGCUCAAAGAGUUUCCGGAAACUGGAGGAAACAUAGAGAUUCUGCUUUUGGAUGAGACAGCCAUAGAAGAGAUACCAAUGGUAUUUUCAGUUAGGCGUUUAUGCUUAAGCAGGAAUGAAAGAAUCACUCGCCUUCCCGGUUUGAUCAACCAGUUUUAUCAACUGCAAUGGCUUGACUUGAAGUAUUGUAAGAAUCUUACACAUGUUCCUCAGCUUCCACCAAAUCUUCAGUGUUUAGAUGCACGUGGCUGCAGCUCACUGAGAACAAUAGCUAAACCAAUGGUAUGUUCUGUCCCAACAGAGCAGAUCACCUCCAAGUUCAUUUUCACUAACUGCAAUGAAUUGGAACAAGCUUCAAAGGAGGAGAUUGUAGCCUAUGCUAAACAGAAGUGUCAGUUACUAUCAACUGUACUUAAACGCUGUAAUGAGGGUUGUGUUCCUGAGAUAUUGUUCGACACAAGCUUCCCUGGAUGUGAAAUGCCUUCAUGGUUUUCUCACGAUGCAAUUGGAUCUCUGGUGAAGUUUGAAUUGCCUCCACACUGGAAUCACAAUAGGCUUUCAGGGAUAGUCCUAUGUGUUGUUGUCUCGUUCCGAAACUGUUCAAAGCAAGCCAGCUUGACAGUCAAAGUCACUGGGGAGGGCUCUUGCACCAGCGUUACUUGGAAGGUUGGAAGUUUGAUUGAACGAGACAAUGAAGGAGAUCAUGUCUUUAUUGGCUACGCAAACGGCUUAGACUUUAUCAAUCCUGUUGAAGGAGAAGGAGGACCUCGUGAAUGUGCUCCUAUAAAGGCAUCACUUGACUUUAGUGUGACAAGUGGUACUGGUGGGGAAGAAGGUAGGUUUGAGGUUUUGAAAUCCGGUUUUAGUUUUGUGUUUGAUCCUGAAGAGAUCAAAGCUUCAGUGCCAAGGACUCAAGACGAAGUCAAAGGUAAAACAAAACAAAACGGAACUCCAAAUGCUAACGGUUGUUUCAAGGAUCAAACAAAUGGAUAUAAAUCUCCAAAGGGACAGUGUCAGAGUUACAUGGAACGUUCUGGUAAUAACAUCACAUGUGUGAGUGAAGCACACUCUUCCUAACACAACUACUUUUGGUUCCACUCAACGUAUUAAAGGAAUCUACUUUCACAUAAGUGGGCCCCACAGAAGAAGCAGACAGCAGACACAGAAACAAAAAACUGAAAAACGAAUAAACAGAAACAGACAAAUAACAAAAGCUUUCA
Messenger RNA from Brassica oleracea var. oleracea, 3839 nucleotides. Its product is annotated as disease resistance-like protein CSA1. Gene Ontology annotation, biological process: signal transduction; defense response. The record is from RefSeq and is a predicted model, not a curated record. Lineage: Eukaryota; Viridiplantae; Streptophyta; Magnoliopsida; Brassicales; Brassicaceae. Gene Ontology annotation, molecular function: ADP binding. Bases 184 to 3696 code for a protein of 1170 amino acids. The transcript is spliced from 5 exons.